This is a messenger RNA of Vicia villosa (hairy vetch), 1437 nucleotides long. RefSeq lists its product as uncharacterized. NCBI's taxonomy places the organism in Eukaryota, Viridiplantae, Streptophyta, Magnoliopsida, Fabales, Fabaceae. The transcript has 10 exons. Gene Ontology annotation, molecular function: nucleic acid binding; RNA-DNA hybrid ribonuclease activity. Bases 306 to 1253 code for a protein of 315 amino acids. The record is from RefSeq and is a predicted model, not a curated record.
UUGAAAAACACGACAUCAACAGUAACAGUCUCAUAUGUCCCGUCUUAACGUCAAGUUGAUACCAAUUUUUGGGGCUGGGUUUUAGUGACUUUAACCCGUCAACUGCACCGUGACUUUACCUCACACACUCUCUUACAAUACUCUCUCUCAUCUUAAUUUUAUUUUAUAUUCUAAAAAAAUGUUAUAAUUUGCCUCAAGUCACCAAAGUCUCAACCCUUCAAAGUUACUGAAUCCUAUUCCCAAUUUUUGUUGUUCCUCUCUCAAACUAAGUGGUGCCCUUGUGCUUGCUUGCUUGCAGUGUUACAAUGGCUGAUGAAAAAGACGCUUUCUAUGUUGUUAAAAAAGGGAAUCUUGUUGGCAUUUACAAGUCUUUAACUGAUAUCCAACCUUUACUUUCAUCUUCUGUUUGUGGUGAGAGUGUAAGUGUUUAUAAAGGGUUUUGUUUACCUGAAGAAACUGAGGAGUAUCUUGUCUCACAUGGUCUUAAAGGAGCCACUUACUCUAUCACUGCUGCUAAUGUUAAUGCAGCUAGUUUUGGAAAACUUGUUCCUUGUCCUUAUCAGGAUCCAUAUUCUUCUUCUGGAGGAGUUGUUAUGGUGAAUUCCUCGUCAAAGAGCUUGCAAGGUGCAUUACAAGUUGAUGAUAGUAAUCCUAAUUUUAACGGAGGAAGAACAAUUAUGACGAAUUCCUCGUCACCAAAUUGUGCCAUGCAACUUGAUACUAAUAAGGGAGGUGGAUCAUUUUCAUUUUCAACAAAUGUGCAAAAGAAGCAUUGUACAAGUGGAUUACAACUACAAGCAGAUCUGUCUACUAAUACUUGCAUUUCUUGUACACUUCACUUUGAUGGCGCAUCUAAAGGGAACCCUGGACUUGCCGGUGCGGGAGCAAUUUUGAGGGCAGAUGAUGGAAGCAAGGUCUAUCGAUUGCGUGAAGGAGUUGGUACGGCUACUAAUAAUGUUGCCGAAUACAGAGCCUUGAUUUUAGGAUUAAAACAAGCUCUCAAGAAAGGAUUUAAGCAUGUAUGUGUUAAAGGAGACUCCCUACUUGUUUGUAAUCAGAUUCAAGGUUUAUGGAAAGUAAAAAACCAGAAUAUGAGUUAUUUAUGCAAUGAGGCCAAAGAGCUGAAGAAUAAGUUUCUGUCAUUCAAGAUAAAUCAUAUUCUAAGGGAAUAUAACCGUGAUGCUGAUACUCAAGCAAACCGCGCUGUUAAUCUCAAAGAUGGUGAAGUUGAAGAAGACUAUGAGAUAAAAUGACGAUGAGUUAGUAGCUUGUAUGGCUUAUGUCUAUGUCUUAUGUUAGUCUGUAAGCUAAAUUUCUUGUAUAGUUUGUGCGUAGCUAUUUAAGCAAAUGGGAAUUCUAAAUGUGAUACUGAAUGUUUAAAGUUGUUAAAUGAAUUGGUUUUACUACCUAAAAAGAAGUAGCGAUGCAAAUUGUUGU